This is a messenger RNA of Ornithodoros turicata, 12887 nucleotides long. Its product is annotated as titin-like. Bases 66 to 12887 code for a protein of 4273 amino acids. NCBI's taxonomy places the organism in Eukaryota, Metazoa, Arthropoda, Arachnida, Ixodida, Argasidae. The record is from RefSeq and is a predicted model, not a curated record. The transcript is spliced from 4 exons.
CCUUGAUAUAACCUGACCGCGAGAUCACUGUAAAGUCGUUGGAAAGGCAGAUAGCUGAACUUGACAUGGCACCACGCGACACUAUUGAAGUCAUAGUUGAGCCCAGUGACCGCGAUUCCGUUGAGGUAACUGAAGAAAUCGUUCAAUUGACGCCGCACGACACAAAGACCAAGAAGGUCAAAAAAGUCAGAAAGGAGAAAAAGCCGGACGGCGAAACCGUGCUCCAGAUUACAGAAGAGGUGGAAGAACUGAAGCCGGAGGAUCUCGACGAAAUCGAGGCUCCACUUGGUGAACGACAGCCACGCAAGGUCUCCAAGACUACCAAGAAGGUGACUAAGCCUUCUGGAGAGUCUGUACAGGCCGUCGAAGAAGUGACUGACUUGCAACCAAAGCCUGAAGAAAAGGACCUCGUUGCAGUCAGCGAAACACUCCUGGAAGUUGUGGAAGAGAAACCAGACGAGGCCCCUCAAAGACGGGUCAAGAAAGUGAGGCGUUCUCGAAAGAAGUCUGGACAAGAGGUAGUGGAAGAAGUCACGGACAAGGAGGAAGAGCUGAAGCCUCGUCUUCCCCAAAAGCCGGAAGAGGAGGAAAAGAAACCGUUCCCCACGGUCCCGGAGGCUGAGCCCCUUCCAGAAAAGCCACUGGCCUUUGUCCUCGGCGAGAAACCCAAAGUGACAGAAGGCGAAGUGCGCCACCAGAGAACGGUCACAAAAUCGAGAAAGCCCACUGGAGACGUUGUAGAGGUCACUUUGGACACUGUGGAACGAAAACCCACACCUCAGGAGCAAACGGAGGGCGUUGUCGAAGUCACCGAGGUCACGGAGGAGACGGUCGAACAUGCGCCGCGCAAAAAAGGCGUCUUGGACAGGCCAAAGAAGACCAUCAAGAAGACCAAGAAGACCCGCUCGGAGACGGGAGAAAUUGUCGAGGACGUUAGCGAGAAAGUCCUUCACCUGAAACCGAGAAAAGAUAGGCGCGAAAGCGUUGAGGUCAAUGUUGAUGUACAGUUCCUUGACAUAACCGACCGCGAGAUCACUGUAAAGUCGUUGGAAAGGCAGAUAGCUGAACUUGACAUGGCACCACGCGACACUAUUGAAGUCAUAGUUGAGCCCAGUGACCGCGAUUCCGUUGAGGUAACUGAAGAAAUCGUUCAAUUGACGCCGCACGACACAAAGACCAAGAAGGUCAAAAAAGCUAGAAAGGAGAAAAAGCCGGACGGCGAAACCGUGCUCCAGAUUACAGAAGAGGUGGAAGAACUGAAGCCGGAGGAUCUCGACGAAAUCGAGGCUCCACUUGGUGAACGACAGCCACGCAAGGUCUCCAAGACUACCAAGAAGGUGACUAAGCCUUCUGGAGAGUCUGUACAGGCCGUCGAAGAAGUGACUGACUUGCAACCAAAGCCUGAAGAAAAGGACCUCGUUGCAGUCAGCGAAACACUCCUGGAAGUUGUGGAAGAGAAACCAGACGAGGCCCCUCAAAGACGGGUCAAGAAAGUGAGGCGUUCUCGAAAGAAGUCUGGACAAGAGGUAGUGGAAGAAGUCACGGACAAGGAGGAAGAGCUGAAGCCUCGUCUUCCCCAAAAGCCGGAAGAGGAGGAAAAGAAACCGUUCCCCACGGUCCCGGAGGCUGAGCCCCUUCCAGAAAAGCCACUGGCCUUUGUCCUCGGCGAGAAACCCAAAGUGACAGAAGGCGAAGUGCGCCACCAGAGAACGGUCACAAAAUCGAGAAAGCCCACUGGAGACGUUGUAGAGGUCACUUUGGACACUGUGGAACGAAAACCCACACCUCAGGAGCAAACGGAGGGCGUUGUCGAAGUCACCGAGGUCACGGAGGAGACGGUCGAACAUGCGCCGCGCAAAAAAGGCGUCUUGGACAGGCCAAAGAAGACCAUCAAGAAGACCAAGAAGACCCGCUCGGAGACGGGAGAAAUUGUCGAGGAAGUUAGCGAGAAAGUCCUUCACCUGAAACCGAGAAAAGAUAGGCGCGAAAGCGUUGAGGUCAAUGUUGAUGUACAGUUCCUUGAUAUAACCGACCGCGAGAUCACUGUAAAGUCGUUGGAAAGGCAGAUAGCUGAACUUGACAUGGCACCACGCGACACUAUUGAAGUCAUAGUUGAGCCCAGUGACCGCGAUUCCGUUGAGGUAACUGAAGAAAUCGUUCAAUUGACGCCGCACGACACAAAGACCAAGAAGGUCAAAAAAGUUAGAAAGGAGAAAAAGCCGGACGGCGAAACCGUGCUCCAGAUUACAGAAGAGGUGGAAGAACUGAAGCCGGAGGAUCUCGACGAAAUCGAGGCUCCACUUGGUGAACGACAGCCACGCAAGGUCUCCAAGACUACCAAGAAGGUGACUAAGCCUUCUGGAGAGUCUGUACAGGCCGUCGAAGAAGUGACUGACUUGCAACCAAAGCCUGAAGAAAAGGACCUCGUUGCAGUCAGCGAAACACUCCUGGAAGUUGUGGAAGAGAAACCAGACGAGGCCCCUCAAAGACGGGUCAAGAAAGUGAGGCGUUCUCGAAAGAAGUCUGGACAAGAGGUAGUGGAAGAAGUCACGGACAAGGAGGAAGAGCUGAAGCCUCGUCUUCCCCAAAAGCCGGAAGAGGAGGAAAAGAAACCGUUCCCCACGGUCCCGGAGGCUGAGCCCCUUCCAGAAAAGCCACUGGCCUUUGUCCUCGGCGAGAAACCCAAAGUGACAGAAGGCGAAGUGCGCCACCAGAGAACGGUCACAAAAUCGAGAAAGCCCACUGGAGACGUUGUAGAGGUCACUUUGGACACUGUGGAACGAAAACCCACACCUGAGGAGCAAACGGAGGGCGUUGUCGAAGUCACCGAGGUCACGGAGGAGACGGUCGAACAUGCGCCGCGCAAAAAAGGCGUCUUGGACAGGCCAAAGAAGACCAUCAAGAAGACCAAGAAGACCCGCUCGGAGACGGGAGAAAUUGUCGAGGAAGUUAGCGAGAAAGUCCUUCACCUGAAACCGAGAAAAGAUAGGCGCGAAAGCGUUGAGGUCAAUGUUGAUGUACAGUUCCUUGACAUAACCGACCGCGAGAUCACUGUAAAGUCGUUGGAAAGGCAGAUAGCUGAACUUGACAUGGCACCACGCGACACUAUUGAAGUCAUAGUUGAGCCCAGUGACCGCGAUUCCGUUGAGGUAACUGAAGAAAUCGUUCAAUUGACGCCGCACGACACAAAGACCAAGAAGGUCAAAAAAGUUAGAAAGGAGAAAAAGCCGGACGGCGAAACCGUGCUCCAGAUUACAGAAGAGGUGGAAGAACUGAAGCCGGAGGAUCUCGACGAAAUCGAGGCUCCACUUGGUGAACGACAGCCACGCAAGGUCUCCAAGACUACCAAGAAGGUGACUAAGCCUUCUGGAGAGUCUGUACAGGCCGUCGAAGAAGUGACUGACUUGCAACCAAAGCCUGAAGAAAAGGGACCUCGUUGCAAGGUAGUGGAAGAAGUCACGGAGAAGGAGGAAGAGCUGAAGCCUCGUCUUCCCCAAAAGCCGGAAGAGGAGGAAAAGAAACCGUUCCCCACGGUCCCGGAGGCUGAGCCCCUUCCAGAAAAGCCACUGGCCUUUGUCCUCGGCGAGAAACCCAAAGUGACAGAAGGCGAAGUGCGCCACCAGAGAACGGUCACAAAAUCGAGAAAGCCCACUGGAGACGUUGUAGAGGUCACUUUGGACACUGUGGAACGAAAACCCACACCUGAGGAGCAAACGGAGGGCGUUGUCGAAGUCACCGAGGUCACGGAGGAGACGGUCGAACAUGCGCCGCGCAAAAAAGGCGUCUUGGACAGGCCAAAGAAGACCAUCAAGAAGACCAAGAAGACCCGCUCGGAGACGGGAGAAAUUGUCGAGGAAGUUAGCGAGAAAGUCCUUCACCUGAAACCGAGAAAAGAUAGGCGCGAAAGCGUUGAGGUCAAUGUUGAUGUACAGUUCCUUGACAUAACCGACCGCGAGAUCACUGUAAAGUCGUUGGAAAGGCAGAUAGCUGAACUUGACAUGGCACCACGCGACACUAUUGAAGUCAUAGUUGAGCCCAGUGACCGCGAUUCCGUUGAGGUAACUGAAGAAAUCGUUCAAUUGACGCCGCACGACACAAAGACCAAGAAGGUCAAAAAAGUUAGAAAGGAGAAAAAGCCGGACGGCGAAACCGUGCUCCAGAUUACAGAAGAGGUGGAAGAACUGAAGCCGGAGGAUCUCGACGAAAUCGAGGCUCCACUUGGUGAACGACAGCCACGCAAGGUCUCCAAGACUACCAAGAAGGUGACUAAGCCUUCUGGAGAGUCUGUACAGGCCGUCGAAGAAGUGACUGACUUGCAACCAAAGCCUGAAGAAAAGGACCUCGUUGCAGUCAGCGAAACACUCCUGGAAGUUGUGGAAGAGAAACCAGACGAGGCCCCUCAAAGACGGGUCAAGAAAGUGAGGCGUUCUCGAAAGAAGUCUGGACAAGAGCCGGAAGAGGAGGAAAAGAAACCGUUCCCCACGGUCCCGGAGGCUGAGCCCCUUCCAGAGAAGCCACUGGCCUUUGUCCUCGGCGAGAAACCCAAGGUGACAGAAGGCGAAGUGCGCCACCAGAGAACGGUCACAAAAUCGAGAAAGCCCACUGGAGACAUUGUAGAGGUCACUUUGGACACUGUGGAACGAAAACCCACACCUGAGGAGCAAACGGAGGGCGUUGUCGAAGUCACCGAGGUCACGGAGGAGACGGUCGAACAUGCGCCGCGCAAAAAAGGCGUCUUGGACAGGCCAAAGAAGACCAUCAAGAAGACCAAGAAGACCCGCUCGGAGACGGGAGAAAUUGUCGAGGAAGUUAGCGAGAAAGUCCUUCACCUGAAACCGAGAAAAGAUAGGCGCGAAAGCGUUGAGGUCAAUGUUGAUGUACAGUUCCUUGACAUAACCGACCGCGAGAUCACUGUAAAGUCGUUGGAAAGGCAGAUAGCUGAACUUGACAUGGCACCACGCGACACUAUUGAAGUCAUAGUUGAGCCCAGUGACCGCGAUUCCGUUGAGGUAACUGAAGAAAUCGUUCAAUUGACGCCGCACGACACAAAGACCAAGAAGGUCAAAAAAGUUAGAAAGGAGAAAAAGCCGGACGGCGAAACCGUGCUCCAGAUUACAGAAGAGGUGGAAGAACUGAAGCCGGAGGAUCUCGACGAAAUCGAGGCUCCACUUGGUGAACGACAGCCACGCAAGGUCUCCAAGACUACCAAGAAGGUGACUAAGCCUUCUGGAGAGUCUGUACAGGCCGUCGAAGAAGUGACUGACUUGCAACCAAAGCCUGAAGAAAAGGACCUCAUUGCAGUCAGCGAAACACUCCUGGAAGUUGUGGAAGAGAAACCAGACGAGGCCCCUCAAAGACGGGUCAAGAAAGUGAGGCGUUCUCGAAAUAAGUCUGGACAAGAGGUAGUGGAAGAAGUCACGGACAAGGAGGAAGAGCUGAAGCCUCGUCUUCCCCAAAAGCCGGAAGAGGACGAAAAGAAACCGUUCCCCACGGUCCCGGAGGCUGAGCCCCUUCCAGAAAAGCCACUGGCCUUUGUCCUCGGCGAGAAACCCAAAGUGACAGAAGGCGAAGUGCGCCACCAGAGAACGGUCACAAAAUCGAGAAAGCCCACUGGAGACGUUGUAGAGGUCACCUUGGACACUGUGGAACGAAAACCCACACCUGAGGAGCAAACGGAGGGCGUUGUCGAAGUCACCGAGGUCACGGAGGAGACGGUCGAACAUGCGCCGCGCAAAAAAGGCGUCUUGGACAGGCCAAAGAAAACCAUCAAAAAGACCAAGAAAACCCGCUCGAUAUCGGGACAGAUUGUCGAGGAGGUUAGCGAGAAGGUCCUUCACCUGAAACCGAGAAAAGAUAGGCGCGAAAGCGUUGAGGUCAAUGUUGAUGUAGAGUUCCUUGAUAUAACCGACCGCGAGAUCACUGUAAAGUCGUUGGAAAGGCAGAUAGCUGAACUUGACAUGGCACCACGCGACACCAUUGAGCUCAUAGUUGAGCCAAGUGACCGCGAUUCUGUUGAGUUAACUGAAGAGACCAUUCAAUUGAAACCUGACGACACAAAGACCAAGAAGGUCAAAAGGGUUAAAAAGGAGAAGAGGCCGGACGGCGAAACCGUGCUUCAAAUUACAGAAGAAGUCGAAGAACUGAAGCCAGAGGAGCUGGACCAAAUCGAGGCUCCACUUGGUGAACGACAGCCACGCAAAAUCUCCAAGACUACCAAGAAGGUGAGGAAGCCCUCUGGAGAAUCCGUACUGGUUGUUGAAGAAGUGACUGACUUAAAACCAAAACCUGAAGAAAAGGACCUAGUUGUCAUCAGCGAAACAGUCUUGGAAGUUGUUGAAGAAAAGCCAGACGAGACACCUCAAAGAACGGUGACGAAAGUACGGCGUUCCCGGAAGAAGUCUGGUGAAGAGGUAGUGGAACAUGUCACGGACAAGGAGGAAGAGUUGAAGCCUCGUCUUCCUGAAAAGCCGGAAGGCGUGGAAGAAAAGCCGCUCCCUACUGUCCCCGAGGCCGAACUGGUUCCAGAGAAACCACUCGCCUUCGUCUUGGACGAGAAACCCAAGGUUACAGAGGGCGAAGUGCGCCACCAGAGAACGGUCACCAAAGCGAGAAAGCCCACUGGAGACAUUGUGGAAGUCACCUUGGACACUGUGGACCGAAAGCCCACACCUCAAGAAGAAACGGAUGGCAUUGUCGAAGUCACCGAAAUCACGGAGGAGAAGGUCGAACACGCACCACGCAAAAAGGGCGUUUUGGACAGGCCAAAGAAAACCAUCAAGAAGACCAAGAAGACCCGCUCGGAGACGGGAGAAAUUGUCGAGGAAGUUAGCGAGAAAGUCCUUCACCUGAAACCGAGAAAAGAUAGGCGCGAAAGCGUUGAGGUCAAUGUUGAUGUAGAGUUCCUUGAUAUAACUGACCGCGAGAUCACUGUAAAGUCGUUGGAAAGGCAGAUAGCUGAACUUGACAUGGCACCACGCGACACCAUUGAACUCAUAGUUGAGCCAGGUGACCGCGAUUCUGUUGAGUUAACUGAAGAGACCAUUCAAUUGAAACCUGACGACACAAAGACCAAGAAGGUCAAAAGGGUUAAAAAGGAGAAGAGGCCGGACGGCGAAACCGUGCUUCAAAUUACGGAAGAAGUCGAAGAACUGAAGCCAGAGGAGCUGGACCAAAUCGAGGCUCCACUUGGUGAACGACAGCCACGCAAAAUCUCCAAGACUACCAAGAAGGUGAGGAAGCCCUCUGGAGAAUCCGUACUGGUUGUUGAAGAAGUGACUGACUUGGAACCAAAACCUGAAGAAAAGGACCUAGUUGUCAUCAGCGAAACAGUCUUGGAAGUUGUUGAAGAAAAGCCAGACGAGACACCUCAAAGAACGGUGACGAAAGUACGGCGUUCCCGGAAGAAGUCUGGUGAAGAGGUAGUGGAACAUGUCACGGACAAGGAGGAAGAGUUGAAGCCUCGUCUUCCUGAAAAGCCGGAAGGCGUGGAAGAAAAGCCGCUCCCUACUGUCUCCGAGGCCGAACUGGUUCCAGAGAAACCACUCGCCUUCGUCUUGGACGAGAAACCCAAGGUUACAGAGGGCGAAGUGCGCCACCAGAGAACGGUCACCAAAGCGAGAAAGCCCACUGGAGACAUUGUGGAAGUCACCUUGGACACUGUGGACCGAAAGCCCACACCUCAAGAGGAAACGGAUGGCAUUGUCGAAGUCACCGAAAUCACGGAGGAGAAGGUCGAACACGCACCACGCAAAAAGGGCGUUUUGGACAGGCCAAAGAAAACCAUCAAGAAGACCAAGAAGACCCGCUCGGAGACGGGAGAAAUUGUCGAGGAAGUUAGCGAGAAAGUCCUUCACCUGAAACCGAGAAAAGAUAGGCGCGAAAGCGUUGAGGUCAAUGUUGAUGUAGAGUUCCUUGAUAUAACUGACCGCGAGAUCACUGUAAAGUCGUUGGAAAGGCACAUAGCUGAACUUGACAUGGCACCACGCGACACCAUUGAACUCAUAGUUGAGCCAAGUGACCGCGAUUCUGUUGAGUUAACUGAAGAGACCAUUCAAUUGAAACCUGACGACACAAAGACCAAGAAGGUCAAAAGGGUUAAAAAGGAGAAGAGGCCGGACGGCGAAACCGUGCUUCAAAUUACGGAAGAAGUCGAAGAACUGAAGCCAGAGGAGCUGGACCAAAUCGAGGCUCCACUUGGUGAACGACAGCCACGCAAAAUCUCCAAGACUACCAAGAAGGUGAGGAAGCCCUCUGGAGAAUCCGUACUGGUUGUUGAAGAAGUGACUGACUUGGAACCAAAACCUGAAGAAAAGGACCUAGUUGUCAUCAGCGAAACAGUCUUGGAAGUUGUUGAAGAAAAGCCAGACGAGACACCUCAAAGAACGGUGACGAAAGUACGGCGUUCCCGGAAGAAGUCUGGUGAAGAGGUAGUGGAACAUGUCACGGACAAGGAGGAAGAGUUGAAGCCUCGUCUUCCUGAAAAGCCGGAAGGCGUGGAAGAAAAGCCGCUCCCUACUGUCUCCGAGGCCGAACUGGUUCCAGAGAAACCACUCGCCUUCGUCUUGGACGAGAAACCCAAGGUUACAGAGGGCGAAGUGCGCCACCAGAGAACGGUCACCAAAGCGAGAAAGCCCACUGGAGACAUUGUGGAAGUCACCUUGGACACUGUGGACCGAAAGCCCACACCUCAAGAGGAAACGGAUGGCAUUGUCGAAGUCACCGAAAUCACGGAGGAGAAGGUCGAACACGCACCACGCAAAAAGGGCGUUUUGGACAGGCCAAAGAAAACCAUCAAGAAGACCAAGAAGACCCGCUCGGAGACGGGAGAAAUUGUCGAGGAAGUUAGCGAGAAAGUCCUUCACCUGAAACCGAGAAAAGAUAGGCGCGAAAGCGUUGAGGUCAAUGUUGAUGUAGAGUUCCUUGAUAUAACUGACCGCGAGAUCACUGUAAAGUCGUUGGAAAGGCAGAUAGCUGAACUUGACAUGGCACCACGCGACACCAUUGAACUCAUAGUUGAGCCAGGUGACCGCGAUUCUGUUGAGUUAACUGAAGAGACCAUUCAAUUGAAACCUGACGACACAAAGACCAAGAAGGUCAAAAGGGUUAAAAAGGAGAAGAGGCCGGACGGCGAAACCGUGCUUCAAAUUACGGAAGAAGUCGAAGAACUGAAGCCAGAGGAGCUGGACCAAAUCGAGGCUCCACUUGGUGAACGACAGCCACGCAAAAUCUCCAAGACUACCAAGAAGGUGAGGAAGCCCUCUGGAGAAUCCGUACUGGUUGUUGAAGAAGUGACUGACUUGGAACCAAAACCUGAAGAAAAGGACCUAGUUGUCAUCAGCGAAACAGUCUUGGAAGUUGUUGAAGAAAAGCCAGACGAGACACCUCAAAGAACGGUGACGAAAGUACGGCGUUCCCGGAAGAAGUCUGGUGAAGAGGUAGUGGAACAUGUCACGGACAAGGAGGAAGAGUUGAAGCCUCGUCUUCCUGAAAAGCCGGAAGGCGUGGAAGAAAAGCCGCUCCCUACUGUCUCCCAGGCCGAACUGGUUCCAGAGAAACCACUCGCCUUCGUCUUGGACGAGAAACCCAAGGUUACAGAGGGCGAAGUGCGCCACCAGAGAACGGUCACCAAAGCGAGAAAGCCCACUGGAGACAUUGUGGAAGUCACCUUGGACACUGUGGACCGAAAGCCCACACCUCAAGAGGAAACGGAUGGCAUUGUCGAAGUCACCGAAAUCACGGAGGAGAAGGUCGAACACGCACCACGCAAAAAGGGCGUUUUGGACAGGCCAAAGAAAACCAUCAAGAAGACCAAGAAGACCCGCUCGGAGACGGGAGAAAUUGUCGAGGAAGUUAGCGAGAAAGUCCUUCACCUGAAACCGAGAAAAGAUAGGCGCGAAAGCGUUGAGGUCAAUGUUGAUGUAGAGUUCGUUGAUAUAACUGACCGCGAGAUCACUGUAAAGUCGUUGGAAAGGCACAUAGCUGAACUUGACAUGGCACCACGCGACACCAUUGAACUCAUAGUUGAGCCAAGUGACCGCGAUUCUGUUGAGUUAACUGAAGAGACCAUUCAAUUGAAACCUGACGACACAAAGACCAAGAAGGUCAAAAGGGUUAAAAAGGAGAAGAGGCCGGACGGCGAAACCGUGCUUCAAAUUACGGAAGAAGUCGAAGAACUGAAGCCAGAGGAGCUGGACCAAAUCGAGGCUCCACUUGGUGAACGACAGCCACGCAAAAUCUCCAAGACUACCAAGAAGGUGAGGAAGCCCUCUGGAGAAUCCGUACUGGUUGUUGAAGAAGUGACUGACUUGGAACCAAAACCUGAAGAAAAGGACCUAGUUGUCAUCAGCGAAACAGUCUUGGAAGUUGUUGAAGAAAAGCCAGACGAGACACCUCAAAGAACGGUGACGAAAGUACGGCGUUCCCGGAAGAAGUCUGGUGAAGAGGUAGUGGAACAUGUCACGGACAAGGAGGAAGAGUUGAAGCCUCGUCUUCCUGAAAAGCCGGAAGGCGUGGAAGAAAAGCCGCUCCCUACUGUCUCCGAGGCCGAACUGGUUCCAGAGAAACCACUCGCCUUCGUCUUGGACGAGAAACCCAAGGUUACAGAGGGCGAAGUGCGCCACCAGAGAACGGUCACCAAAGCGAGAAAGCCCACUGGAGACAUUGUGGAAGUCACCUUGGACACUGUGGACCGAAAGCCCACACCUCAAGAGGAAACGGAUGGCAUUGUCGAAGUCACCGAAAUCACGGAGGAGAAGGUCGAACACGCACCACGCAAAAAGGGCGUUUUGGACAGGCCAAAGAAAACCAUCAAGAAGACCAAGAAGACCCGCUCGGAGACGGGAGAAAUUGUCGAGGAAGUUAGCGAGAAAGUCCUUCACCUGAAACCGAGAAAAGAUAGGCGCGAAAGCGUUGAGGUCAAUGUUGAUGUAGAGUUCCUUGAUAUAACUGACCGCGAGAUCACUGUAAAGUCGUUGGAAAGGCAGAUAGCUGAACUUGACAUGGCACCACGCGACACCAUUGAACUCAUAGUUGAGCCAGGUGACCGCGAUUCUGUUGAGUUAACUGAAGAGACCAUUCAAUUGAAACCUGACGACACAAAGACCAAGAAGGUCAAAAGGGUUAAAAAGGAGAAGAGGCCGGACGGCGAAACCGUGCUUCAAAUUACGGAAGAAGUCGAAGAACUGAAGCCAGAGGAGCUGGACCAAAUCGAGGCUCCACUUGGUGAACGACAGCCACGCAAAAUCUCCAAGACUACCAAGAAGGUGAGGAAGCCCUCUGGAGAAUCCGUACUGGUUGUUGAAGAAGUGACUGACUUGGAACCAAAACCUGAAGAAAAGGACCUAGUUGUCAUCAGCGAAACAGUCUUGGAAGUUGUUGAAGAAAAGCCAGACGAGACACCUCAAAGAACGGUGACGAAAGUACGGCGUUCCCGGAAGAAGUCUGGUGAAGAGGUAGUGGAACAUGUCACGGACAAGGAGGAAGAGUUGAAGCCUCGUCUUCCUGAAAAGCCGGAAGGCGUGGAAGAAAAGCCGCUCCCUACUGUCUCCGAGGCCGAACUGGUUCCAGAGAAACCACUCGCCUUCGUCUUGGACGAGAAACCCAAGGUUACAGAGGGCGAAGUGCGCCACCAGAGAACGGUCACCAAAGCGAGAAAGCCCACUGGAGACAUUGUGGAAGUCACCUUGGACACUGUGGACCGAAAGCCCACACCUCAAGAGGAAACGGAUGGCAUUGUCGAAGUCACCGAAAUCACGGAGGAGAAGGUCGAACACGCACCACGCAAAAAGGGCGUUUUGGACAGGCCAAAGAAAACCAUCAAGAAGACCAAGAAGACCCGCUCGGAGACGGGAGAAAUUGUCGAGGAAGUUAGCGAGAAAGUCCUUCACCUGAAACCGAGAAAAGAUAGGCGCGAAAGCGUUGAGGUCAAUGUUGAUGUAGAGUUCCUUGAUAUAACUGACCGCGAGAUCACUGUAAAGUCGUUGGAAAGGCAGAUAGCUGAACUUGACAUGGCACCACGUGACACCAUUGAACUCAUAGUUGAGCCAAGUGACCGCGAUUCUGUUGAGUUAACUGAAGAGACCAUUCAAUUGAAACCCGACGACACAAAGACCAAGAAGGUCAAAAGGGUUAAAAAGGAGAAGAGGCCGGACGGCGAAACCGUGCUUCAAAUUACAGAAGAAGUCGAAGAACUGAAGCCAGAGGAGCUGGACCAAAUCGAGGCUCCACUUGGUGAACGACAGCCACGCAAAAUCUCCAAGACUACCAAGAAGGUGAGGAAGCCCUCUGGAGAAUCCGUACUGGUUGUUGAAGAAGUGACUGACUUGGAACCAAAACCUGAAGAAAAGGACCUAGUUGUCAUCAGCGAAACAGUCUUGGAAGUUGUUGAAGAAAAGCCAGACGAGACACCUCAAAGAACGGUGACGAAAGUACGGCGUUCUCGGAAGAAGUCUGGUGAAGAGGUAGUGGAACAUGUCACGGACAAGGAGGAAGAGUUGAAGCCUCGUCUUCCUGAAAAACCGGAAGGCGUGGAAGAAAAGCAGCUCCCUACUGUCUCUGAGGAGGAACUGGUUCCGGAGAAGCCCCUCGUCUUCGUCCUGGACGAGAAACCCAAGGUUACAGAAGGCGAAGUGCGCCACCAGAGAACGGUCACCAAAGCGAGAAAGCCCACUGGAGACAUUGUGGAAGUCACCUUGGACACUGUGGACCGAAAGCCCACACCUCAAGAGGAAACGGAUGGCAUUGUCGAAGUCACCGAAAUCACGGAGGAGAAGGUCGAACACGCACCACGCAAAAAGGGCGUUUUGGACAGGCCAAAGAAAACCAUCAAGAAGACCAAGAAGACCCGCUCGGAGACGGGAGAAAUUGUCGAGGAAAGUUCCUUGAUAUAA